Cyphomyrmex costatus is the source of this 1044-nucleotide messenger RNA. Its product is annotated as cytochrome P450 4C1. NCBI's taxonomy places the organism in Eukaryota, Metazoa, Arthropoda, Insecta, Hymenoptera, Formicidae. The coding region runs from base 112 to 1044 and encodes 310 amino acids. The record is from RefSeq and is a predicted model, not a curated record. Gene Ontology annotation, molecular function: iron ion binding; oxidoreductase activity, acting on paired donors, with incorporation or reduction of molecular oxygen; heme binding. The transcript has 9 exons.
CAAGAAUCUUUAGUACUUAUCGAAGAUUUGGAAGAAAUUGCACUAAAUGGAAAUGAAAUUAUAUGUUUUGAUUAUCUAUACAGAUGUACUAUACAAAUUACAUGCGGUACCAUGAUGGGUAUCAAGGUGGAAAGGAAUAUAAUAGAUUUAUGGACGAAAACAACUAAAAGUAUAAGAGAUAUUUGGCGAUAUAGAUUUCGAAACAUAUACAUAAUUCCUGAUAUUAUAUUUAAUCUCACAUCUUUGGGAAAGAAACAGCGAGAAUGUAUAAAUAUCAGUCAUUCAAUCGUAGAAAAGAUGAUACAGCAAAGAACAAAUGAAUUAAGUACAAUGUCCACUAAUGAUAAACGGUUCGUGGACAUUUUCAUGCGUUUAUUUAGUGAUGAAAAAUUCACGCAAAAGGAAAUUAUAGACAAUGUAGUUACAAUGAUAGGAGCGGCUGCGGACACUACCGCUGCUACGUUAAAUUUUGUGAUCUUUAUGUUGGCAAAUUUCUCGGAAAUACAAGAAAAAGCAUAUAAAGAAUUAUUGGAAAUUUAUGGCACGGAAACUCCAAAGAAUGCACCAGUUAAAUACGAGGACUUACAACAUAUGAAUUACUUGGAUUGUGUUAUUAAAGAAACUUUAAGACUUUUCCCUUCUAUCCCUAUGAUUGGACGAAUAUUGACGGAAGACUUAAAAAUAGGAGAAUUUGUUAUACCAAAAGGUACAGAUGUUAUUAUAUCAAUUAUACGAAUGCACCGGAAUGAAAAAUAUUGGCCGAAUCCAUUGAUGUUUGAUCCGGAUAGAUUUCUAUCAGAAAAAACAAAUUGUUUACCAUAUUAUUUCAUGCCUUUUAGUGAUGGAUCAAGAAAUUGCAUAGGUGCAAAAUACGCAAUGAUGUCCAUGAAAGUUAUUUUAGCAACGUUGAUAAGAAUGUUUGUAUUUAAAUUGAAUCAUAGCAUUGAGAUAGACAAAAUCAAAUUAAAUUCGGAUAUAGUAUUGUCUACAGUUGAACCUUUAAAGAUUAAAAUUGAAAAACGUAAUCUCUUUUACUCUAAAUAA